Messenger RNA from Gopherus flavomarginatus (Mexican gopher tortoise), 1820 nucleotides. It is a transcript of the gene ADHFE1, whose product is annotated as alcohol dehydrogenase iron containing 1. The transcript is spliced from 14 exons. Bases 357 to 1754 code for a protein of 465 amino acids. Gene Ontology annotation, cellular component: mitochondrion. NCBI's taxonomy places the organism in Eukaryota, Metazoa, Chordata, Testudines, Testudinidae. Gene Ontology annotation, molecular function: metal ion binding; alcohol dehydrogenase (NAD+) activity. The record is from RefSeq and is a predicted model, not a curated record.
UUUUGAUUUUUUUUAAAGGUGUCCACAAAUGAGAAAAGGCUGAAAAACCCUGGUAUAGCCAAAUACAUAGAUCAGUGAUUCGAAUCUCUGCCUUAGCUCAGAUGGAGCAGGUAGCCAAAGACGGGUGUUCAAAGCGAUCCAGCUAGCCUGUGUCCCUGCAGCCGAUUUUGUCAUGUGGAGGCCAGAUCCAGGGAAAGCCCACAGGGAGGGGAGGGGAGGGGAGAGAGUUCAGCAAAUAACUUGCAGUCCCGCCUGCCCCCUCGCUCUCCCAUGCAUGCUGUGUGCAGCUGAGCUGCUGCCGCUCGCUUUCCUGGCAGGCCCUGCUGGUGCCCUGCCGUCACCCAGCAGCCGCCGCGAUGGCAGGAGGACGGGAAAGAGUCGCUCACUUGCUGAGGCAGCUGCAGCGCGCAGCAUGCCAGUGUCCGGCUCAUUCCCACACUUACUCUCAAGCUCCUGAACAUGCUGCUUUGAGGAGAACAGACUAUGCUUUUGAGAUGGCUGUGUCAAAUAUCAGAUAUGGAGAAGGUGUUACUAAAGAAGUAGGCAUGGACCUGCACAAUCUGGGUGCUAGAAAAGUUUGUGUGAUGACAGAUCAGAACCUCUGCCAGCUCCCUCCAGUAAAAGCAGUAUUGAAUUCCUUGACAAAAAAUGGAAUCACUUUUCAAAUGUAUGAUGAUGUCCGAGUGGAGCCAACGGAUCAGAGUUUCAUGGAUGCCAUCACAUUUGCUAGAAAGGGGGAGUUUGAUGCCUAUGUUGCUGUGGGCGGUGGUUCUGUAAUAGACACUUGUAAAGCUGCCAACCUGUAUUCAUCCAGUCCUGAAUCGGAUUUCUUAGAUUACGUCAAUGCCCCCAUUGGAAAAGGAAAGUCUGUUACUGUGCCUCUCAAGCCAUUCAUUGCAGUUCCCACGACAGCUGGAACUGGAAGUGAAACCACUGGCAUUGCCAUUUUUGAUUACGAAGAACUAAAAGUAAAAACUGGCAUUGCUUCUAGAGCCAUUAAGCCCACAUUGGGUAUGAUUGAUCCUUUGCAUACAAUCCAUAUGCCAGAGCGAGUAGUGGCCAACAGUGGCUUUGAUGUGCUUUGCCACGCACUAGAAGCGUACACUGCUCUUCCUUACAAGAUGCGCAGUCCCUGCCCUUCAAAUCCAAUCAAUCGGCCUGCUUACCAAGGCAGCAACCCUAUCAGUGAUGUCUGGGCUGUCCACGCACUGCGCAUUGUGGCAGAGUAUUUGAAAAGAGCUGUCAGAAUGCCAGAUGAUCAUGAAGCAAGGGCUAACAUGCACCUAGCAAGUGCUUUUGCUGGCAUCGGCUUUGGAAAUGCUGGUGUUCAUCUUUGCCAUGGAAUGUCUUACCCUAUUUCUGGCUUGGUGAAGAGUUACAGAGCAAAGGAUUAUAAUGUCGAUCAUCCUCUGGUGCCACAUGGUCUUUCUGUGGUACUCACCUCCCCCGCAGUAUUUACUUUCACAGCAGAGAUGUGCCCCGAACGGCACUUGGAGGCUGCAGAGAUACUAGGAGCUGACAUCCGCGCUGCCAAAAUCAAAGAUGCUGGGCUUAUUUUGGCAGACACGCUCCGGAAAUUCUUAUUUGAUCUGAACGUUGAUGAUGGCUUAGCUGCAAUUGGUUAUUCUAAAGCAGAUAUCCCUGCUUUAGUCAAAGGCACUCUCCCUCAGGAAAGAGUGACUAAACUAUCACCUCGUCCCCAGACCGAAGAAGAGCUAUCUGCCCUGUUUGAGGCAUCCAUGAAACUUUAUUAGUUUAAAUAUAUUGCACGUUCUUCAGUAAUAAAAACUAACAUGGUCUAAACCAGUUCAGAUAAUGAA